AUGAAUAAGGACUGAGCCAGAAGCACAGAGAAGACAGAGCACUGAGUGUGUGUGUAUGUGUGUGUGCAUGUAUGUAUGAGAACACUGCGCAUGUGUGAUUGAGCGGACGGUGAAGGAGAAAGAACGGUAAUGAACGCCAGCUGUGGGUUGACAGCAGGGGAGAGAAAGAGAAGGAGAAGGUAAAGGCUCACCUGAAAACAAGAAGAAGAAGGCAGCAAGAAAGAAAGGAGGACAUAUUAGGAGGACAUAUGAGACAUAUCCAAAGCUUGGGUCCCUGAAUAGAAUAAAAUGAAUAAUGUGUGAAUAGAAACAGAGACAGAUUGGGAUGGAGAAACGGACACAGGAAGAGAAACACUCAGCUACACCUCAAAGGAGAAAGACUCGAAGAGUGAAGUAGAACAAUACCAGAGAACCACUGAUGCUAAGGUUGAUGCAAGCAGACUGAUGUGUCCACCUUGCAACAGCUUCCUCCAUCUUAACAUCUCCUCCAUGUUGAUGAUGCUUUGAGAAUAGAGCGGACAAAAGAGAGGCAGAGAGCAUCCUCACCCCAGCGACAAACAAGACAAAGCAGUUUAUCAAAUGCAAACAGCUUGAUGAGACAGAAAAAGACUGGAGUAUGACAACUGCAUAAAGCAGACAGGACGGUUUGCUUCCUGUGAUGUGCCUCCCAGCGAGUAGCAUGGUUAUUAUCUUCCAUGUUUGAAGACACAAAGCUGAGCAGAGGCCAAAAUGCAACCCCUGACUAAACUGUUUUGGAAACUUAUACAAUAAGAAAUUUGUAUUUAGGUCUGGACUUUGACUGGUCCCAUGAACUGUCCCUGGUGAAGCCCAGUAUCCCCACAGCUUGAUGCUGCCAUCAUCAUGAGGAUUGUGUGUUCAGGGUAAAUGGACCAAAGGAAUCAGACAUACAGAAAAAGGAGACAACACACCACAGAGGCGUCUGUAAAACUGUUAUCAUCCCCCCUGCAUAGUUAUAAUGACUGUCUGAGUUUAAAUUAUAAAGAAGCUCUUAACUCCCACCUCUGAGGAAUUCAAGGAGCCAUUCCAGCAGCUCUCUGGAGCAUUAGAGAACACCUCCCAAAAAAGACUUCCUCCCUUCUGCUUAUCAAGAAACCAAGGAAAAGGGUCAAACAAGGCCUUUGGCCCAAACUGGAACAACAGCAGAGAGGCAGGCAGAAGGGCAUUCUUUUUUCCGCACAAAAUGUGUUAGUCAAUAACAAGCACAGCCGCAGUAAAAAACAGGAAGUUCUCAAGUCGCCUGAGUGAGAAACGUAGUUUUCUUUUGCAAGUCACAGGAAGAAAUGUUAGGAAAUACUUCUGGACCUUUCUGAACUGCCUGUAAUCAACCCCAACAAACUGUAUGAACUGAAAAGUUCCCAACCUCUACCAUGUGUGUGUAUUGACCACAUGGGGUGCAGCGAAUGAAAGCAUAUCUUAGUGCUAAAGUAUUUAACAUUCCUGUGCACUUUGUAGAUAUCCAAGAGUCAAAGAGAACACAGGAACAACAUAAGUACUGUUAAACAACAAAGGCACUGAUUGUAUUUAGUCAACCUUUAUCAAGUUCUGAGAACUAGACUGUUAAAUAAUAUAUAACAAUUAUAGGUUUAUAUAUUUAACAAUUAUUGGUUUGCUGUCACAUAGUUUGAGGUAAAUAUUGUGUACUCUUUUUUUUAUUUAUUGAGACUGACAGAAGCACCCCACAAGGGAAGAUCUUUGUAGGGAACAUGGAGGGAUCCAUCCGUCCCCAUGUCCCCUCUAAUGGCUGAUUUCAAAGAAGGAGAUUAAUCUUCUUCCCCUUGUGCAAAACCAAGCUGAGUUGUCCAGCGCUGAUUAGACCUACAGCCCAUCUAUCUUAGAACUCUAAAAUUGCGCGAAUGUCGUGCCUCAGGCGUCAGCCGCUGGCCAUCCCAAUGGACACUGUCAAGAUCAUUCAAUCGGAGAAGUUUCCCAGAGAGUGCCCUGUUCCCGUCACCCAACCUCGCUAUGCCCCAGCUCCAAGAGUGGCAUGGGAUGGUGGCGGUGAGGGAGAAAUCAUUGUUAACCAGGCCUGCAGUGACCUGACACUAGACAUAGCACCGUCUCCCAGGCCAAUGUUGUCCCCUCCGGCCCCACUGAUGCGCAGGGAACAUAGCUUCCUGGCGCAGCGCAAAACCAGUGCCAAUGAAAUCUGUUACCACCAGUUCCACUACAAGAUGGAAGACGUCAUAGUCAACCAGUAUGUGCUCCGCUCCUCCUCGACCUCCUCCUCCACAUCCUCCUCCUCAUCCUCAGGCCCUGUCAUGCCCUGCGAGCCCCUGGAAUGCCCCACCUGUGGUCACACAUACAACUUUGCCGGGAAACGCCCACGGAUCCUCUCUUGCUUGCACUCGGUGUGUGAGGAGUGCCUGCAAAUCCUCUACGAGUCAUGUCCUAAGUACAAAUUCAUCUCCUGCCCCACAUGCCGGCGUGAGACGGUGCUGUUCACUGACUAUGGCCUCGCUGCUCUGGCCAUCAACACCAGCAUUCUGAGCCGCUUGCCCUCCGAUCCCAAUGGGCCUGUGCAGUGGGGCGGGGAUGCCGACCGCAGCUGCUACCAGACUGUGCGUCAAUACUGCCAGUCAGCCUGCACCUGCCAGAUUGCCAACCCGUUGUCAUCCUGUGGCAUCAUGUAGACAAGAGGGAGGAGGUGAGGACACUGCAAAUAAGACUUACUCUGCUCCCCACCAACACCACUCUUCUCAUUUAUAAGCUAUACCCUUUCUGCCAAGCUCCCUCUCUCACAUGUACAGUAAAUAACUCCCUUCAUAGAUGUUAUCUCUAUAUUUAAUAGCACAGAUGGAUACUGUGUGGGACUUAUGGAUGCUGGUGGUCCAGUAUAAAGUAAAUAAAUGUAUUUUAUGUAUGGACUGGAAAACUAUUCACCACCAUCUCUCAUUUGGUUGGAUGUGUUUGUCAUGACAUCUCUUAAAAUGGGAAUGCCAGGGGAGGGAUGUCCCCCCAACCUAGGAGAAUAAAAAUUAAAUAAAUGAAAGAAGUACCUCUGA
Messenger RNA from Girardinichthys multiradiatus, 3023 nucleotides. It is a transcript of the gene rnf208, whose product is annotated as ring finger protein 208. Bases 1875 to 2651 code for a protein of 258 amino acids. NCBI's taxonomy places the organism in Eukaryota, Metazoa, Chordata, Actinopteri, Cyprinodontiformes, Goodeidae. The transcript has 4 exons. Gene Ontology annotation, molecular function: ubiquitin protein ligase activity. The record is from RefSeq and is a predicted model, not a curated record. Gene Ontology annotation, biological process: protein ubiquitination.